Messenger RNA from Oryzias melastigma (Indian medaka), 842 nucleotides. RefSeq names its product actin-associated protein FAM107A. The coding region runs from base 321 to 734 and encodes 137 amino acids. The record is from RefSeq and is a predicted model, not a curated record. Gene Ontology annotation, cellular component: neuron projection; stress fiber; synapse. Lineage: Eukaryota; Metazoa; Chordata; Actinopteri; Beloniformes; Adrianichthyidae. The transcript has 5 exons. Gene Ontology annotation, biological process: actin filament polymerization; actin filament bundle assembly; regulation of actin cytoskeleton organization.
GUAGAGAACAAACGCCAGCAUCUAUAAAUGUGAUGGUAACAGCGUCAAAUUAUAACUGGAGAGCAGAAAGUGAGUUUUGCAUUCAUAGAAACCUGUUGAAUCCAGUCUACUGGACCUCAGUGCCCAGCAGUGUCUGUGUGUGAACCGUGAGCACUAGAGGCCUCAUUCAAAGCGCUCAGAUAACAGCUCUCUCUGUGGCAUCAUCGUCUUUCAGCAGCACACAACAGCUCCUGCUUUCAGACGGCCUCUCAUGACGGACCAGCACCACGCAGUACUGACUUGAUGUUGAUUCACCCUCCGCUCUGUUGCAGCGGCCCACCAUGCAACAGGAGCUGGGGCUCCACGCUGGACGCACAGGAAAUGCAGUCAAAGCUGAACCAUCUCCCGGUGACUUCAGCCCCGUAAAAGCCUCUCAGACUCAUAACAAACUUCACAAGGAACUACUACUAGCUCACAAGAAGGGUCUGGUGCUGAGCAGCAGGUCGGAGCUCCAGCAGGUUCUGGAGAGGAGGAAACGAGUCCAGAGCAACCAGGAUGAGGGAGAGCUGAGCAGAACUCCUCUGGAGGACAUGCUGCUCAAACGACAGCAGAAACAACUCCAGAAAGAGAAGGAGGAAGACGAGGCGACGCGUGGAGAAGCCCAGCUGUUGGAGUUCUUCCGGGUCCGACAGAACCUUCGGAAGAUCCAAUCAAACGUCUCCAACAAAGUUGCUAACUCGGCUCUGGAGUCAUGAAGCAAACAGACAUUUGCAAGCAGAGAUGCUCCACGUUUGAAGCUACGUGAUCAAAUCAAACAUUUUUAUUGGUUUUGUUUGUCUGUCUUGUUACUGUGAACGCGUUUA